GAUUUAGUUUGCUACCACCUCACCGGCUCUUUUUCCAUAAAAAACCACCAACCAAACAAAAAUUCAGUCCGGAUCAAGAAAACAACCCCCACUACCUAUUUUAUGUCUUUAAGAUUUCUAUGCCUUUCUAGCCUUAAUUUUGACCAACCACUUCUAAAACUGUGGGCCCUAAUUAUGUCUUUUGAGGCCUCACGUGCUCCUGGUAACUCGGGAUUUAGUGCUGUCCGUGUCUCUACUUGGCACAUGUUUGCCUCCACUCUUCACCUCUAACUUCUCUUGUCUCUCCCAACUUCACCCAGACUCCUCAGGUCUCCCCAGGGUUAAUCCAACUUCCCAUUUACUUGGUUGUUAUUCUAAUGAUUUCACAGAAAUGCAGUCAGUGCUAUUUAAUGAGCCACUAUGGAAUUUUGUAGAUAAUUUGACUGUUGCAGAUUCAGUUCCUUCAAUGUUCUCCAUUUUCUUAAGUUUUCAUAAGCUAGAAUAUGGACAUUGGGAACACAGACAUACAUUUUUGUCUUUCUGUCACAAAAUAUAGAAAAUAUUACAUAGAUAGCAUAAUUUGAAAAUUCUAGUAUUGAUGUCUGUAGUAAAUAAUUGACUUCUUUUCCUCCUGAACAGGUCAUUAUCCAAGUGUUAGAGGUGAUGGAUCAUCUUCAUAGAGGGGAAUCAGUUGCUGCAAUACUCCGUAACCGAGCAGAAAAACAAAUGGAGGGGGAGUACUUCUUUGAAGAAAACCUUUUUCUUGAUUUUCUUUUUAAAUUAUCUCUAGUGGAAGAGGAAGACCAACACAUGAAAUUGUCCCUUGGAAGCAGCGAAAUGGGUCUCUCAUCCCAUCUGCAGUCUUCCAAGGCAGGAACCACACGCAUCUUUACCAGCAAUACCCACAGUUCUGUGGUGUUACAGGGCUUUGACCAGCUUCGACUUGAAGGAUUGCUUUGUGAUGUGACUUUGAUGCCAGGCGACACCGAUGACGCCUUCCCUGUGCAUAGAGUCAUGAUGGCCUCUGCUAGUGAUUACUUCAAGGCCAUGUUCACAGGUGGAAUGAAAGAACAAGAUUUAAUGUGCAUUAAGCUUCAUGGUGUGAGCAAAGUCGGCUUAAGGAAAAUUAUUGAUUUCAUUUAUACCGCAAAGCUUUCUCUUAACAUGGACAACCUUCAAGACACACUGGAAGCUGCCAGUUUUCUUCAGAUUCUGCCGGUUUUGGACUUCUGCAAAGUAUUUCUCAUAUCUGGGGUCACUUUAGACAAUUGUGUCGAAGUUGGUCGGAUUGCCAACACCUACAAUCUGACAGAAGUGGAUAAAUACGUCAACAGUUUUGUCCUGAAGAAUUUUCCUGCAUUGCUGAGCACUGGGGAGUUCUUGAAACUCCCUUUUGAGCGUCUUGCCUUUGUGCUUUCCAGCAAUAGCCUUAAGCACUGCACUGAACUUGAGCUCUUUAAGGCUACCUGUCGCUGGCUACGCCUAGAAGAGCCUCGGAUGGACUUUGCUGCAAAAUUAAUGAAGAACAUACGAUUUCCACUGAUGACACCGCAGGAGCUCAUUAAUUAUGUGCAAACCGUGGAUUUCAUGAGAACUGACAAUACCUGUGUGAAUCUGCUUUUGGAAGCCAGCAAUUACCAAAUGAUGCCGUACAUGCAGCCAGUGAUGCAGUCAGACAGGACUGCCAUUCGGUCUGACACCACUCAUUUGGUCACGCUUGGAGGAGUGCUGAGGCAGCAGCUGGUUGUCAGCAAGGAAUUGCGCAUGUAUGAUGAAAAGGCCCAUGAAUGGAAAUCGUUAGCCCCCAUGGAUGCCCCAAGGUACCAGCAUGGCAUCGCCGUCAUUGGAAAUUUCCUCUAUGUCGUCGGUGGACAGAGUAAUUAUGACACAAAAGGAAAAACGGCAGUCGAUACAGUCUUCAGAUUUGAUCCUCGCUACAAUAAAUGGAUGCAGGUUGCGUCUUUAAAUGAAAAGCGCACCUUCUUCCACCUAAGUGCCCUCAAAGGAUAUCUGUAUGCUGUCGGUGGGCGAAACGCAGCUGGUGAACUGCCCACAGUGGAGUGUUAUAAUCCAAGAACAAAUGAGUGGACCUACGUUGCCAAAAUGAGUGAACCCCACUAUGGCCAUGCCGGGACUGUGUAUGGAGGAGUCAUGUAUAUUUCAGGAGGAAUCACUCAUGACACUUUCCAAAAGGAGCUCAUGUGCUUUGACCCUGACACUGACAAGUGGAUCCAGAAGGCGCCAAUGACCACCGUCAGAGGUCUGCACUGCAUGUGUACGGUGGGCGAGAGGCUCUAUGUCAUCGGUGGUAACCACUUCCGAGGCACGAGUGAUUAUGAUGAUGUCCUAAGCUGUGAAUACUACUCACCUAUCCUUGACCAGUGGACCCCAAUUGCUGCCAUGCUAAGGGGGCAGAGUGAUGUUGGGGUUGCGGUCUUUGAAAAUAAGAUCUACGUGGUCGGUGGGUAUUCCUGGAAUAAUCGCUGUAUGGUGGAGAUAGUGCAGAAAUAUGACCCCGAUAAAGAUGAGUGGCAUAAGGUGUUUGAUCUCCCAGAGUCCCUCGGUGGCAUCCGAGCUUGUACACUCACGGUUUUCCCGCCCGAAGAAACCACACCAUCCCCCUCUAGAGAGUCCCCCCUUUCUGCACCUUAGGAUCAUCCCCCUACAACUAAGAUGCUGUAGUCCUAUCUUUGCAACGUGUCAAGAAUUCUCUUCUUUUGCGCCCCCUUUAGUAGUGUAUGUUAGGAUUAGCCUCCAGUCAUUGAUACAGAUAUUGGAAAAAAAGACAACAUUGAUGUUAUUUGUGCUGUUUGUUUGGCUUAGAGUGUUUAUAAAGUGGUAACAAAACCUUUCUGGAAAUGUAUCCCAUUGAAGCUGAUGUUUAACAUACAAAAAACAAAACAAAACAAAAAAAACAAAAAAAAACCCCAAGAUAUUGUCUAUAAAAUGUUUCUUCAGUACUUUUUUGAUGCUGUGUAUUGGGUGUAAGGUAUUUGUCAUCUUACAUUAGAAAGCCCAAUAAACCAACUUGAUGGUGGAUUAUAGUAAAUGUACAACUGUGCUAACUAGGCUUCAAAGUCCAAAAGUUUUCCUUUCAUCUUUGACUGUGAGAUGUCAACAGGACACAAUAGACAAAAGGUUGCCAACUCGCAUGAGCUACCUCCCUCUUUGCAUAAAGUGUUUUUGACAUAUCUGUCAACCCACCGGUCUGUGUGGGUGCAUUGAAAACAUAUGAAGUUUCUUAGACACACAGGAGAAAUAAUAACUGAAACUCACCAAUAUUAAUUUAAAAAAGAAACAGCAUGACCCCUCUACUUAGAAACAAGGGUUUGGGGUUUCUGAAGUGUGUAUAAAUACACACACACACACACACACAUAUAGCAAAUAUAAAAUUUUAAAAAUUGAAUGGCACGUCAAAUAAACAUGAAAGAUCUUUUUAAAUUUCUACCAAAAACAGCUUCCCUUAAAAUGGGAAUUCAGUAUGCACAUACUGAAUGCACACAUGGAGAAUCCUACUGGAUUUAGGUGGAUAAGGGCUAGAAAUUUUGAGCAACUAAAUUUGUCACUUGACCAAAUUUUUCCUUCCGAAGCUGUAACCUACACCUUCUCCUUUGCUGUUGAGGUAACUUGCAUAUUAUAUGUGUUCUGUAUAUUCUCAGUUCAUAAGGUUAUUUAGCACAAAGUAUAGCAGCCUCACGUGGGAAGCUGCUUUUGCUCAGUGAUUUCAACUUCCAUGUUUUAUCUCUUUUUGUUCAAUAAAAAAAACAUUUAAUGUCA
Molecule: messenger RNA, 3756 nt
Organism: Mirounga angustirostris (Northern elephant seal)
Lineage: Eukaryota; Metazoa; Chordata; Mammalia; Carnivora; Phocidae
Gene: KLHL13
Product: kelch like family member 13
Exons: 8
Coding region: 643-2631 (662 amino acids)
Biological process (GO): protein ubiquitination; regulation of cytokinesis
Cellular component (GO): Cul3-RING ubiquitin ligase complex
Molecular function (GO): cullin family protein binding; ubiquitin-protein transferase activity
Source: RefSeq, a predicted model, not a curated record